AUGUGCUCCGCCCCUGCUACAAGUGAAGCGUUUCGGGACCCGGGAUUCUUCCAUUCGGUAACAAUCCCAAACGUGGAGCGAGAUUCCGUCCUCCAGAUCAAGACCGGCAAUGGUGUAUCAAAAGAGUUUACCACAUCUCCCCGCCUUCUCGCUGGGGACGCUCUAAGACACAGCGUGUUCAUGGUUGGUGACUUGGGCACGAGUGGGGCCGGCCAGCUCGGGGGCUUCAACGGCUUCGGGUUCCUACAAUUCCCACCUUCGGAUCCAGAUCGCAUUUUGUCGCAUAUGCGACAAAAUGACAGAAUCCGACUAAGCAUCAUUUAUGGUGAUCUCGCAUAUGCCAAUGGCUUCUCUACCGUAUGGGACCAGUUUGGUGCUGAAGUUGAACACAACAUUGGUAUGAAACAACCGCUGAUUACGAGCGUUGGCAAUCAUGACUACGUAUCAUUCGAUAAUCCUCAGGGAUGGUACCCUCCUUUCGGUAAUUAUGAUUUCCCCGACUCCGGUGGUGAGUGUGGCGUUCCCUUCACUCAUCGUUAUCCGGUCGGCUCAGAGGAGGCAAAGUAUUGGUAUUCGUUUGACUAUGGUUUGGUACAUUACGUUAUGAUUUCUACCGAGCAUAAUUAUCUCAACGGGAGCGAUCAACACAAAUGGCUGGAAGAUGAUCUCGCUAAUGUUGACCGGAACAAGACCCCAUGGGUCAUCGUUACUGGUCAUAGGCCGAUGUACACGUCCUGCGCCUUAGACAAGUUCAACGGGGAUAUCGCCGAGGCGCUAAAAUCCAAUGUGGCUCCUUUGUUUAAGAAGUACAAUGUAAGCAUCUACUUCACUGGCCACAUACACGCUUAUACUCGUACUUCUGCUAUUGACGGCACGGUCCACAUUCUAGCUGGCUCGGCACGAUUCUUGGACCUUGUAUGUCCAAUUGGCACCAUGCCUCAUGUGGAGAAGGCUUUAAGUGUAAUUGGUUACAUUGAGCUCGACGUUGUGAGCAGGAGUGAGCUCCGUGGGACAUUCUGGGGAUAUAAUGUCACUAGCGGGGAAGUGACAAUACAGGAUACUUUCACAGUCGGUGGAAGAUAA
Messenger RNA from Perkinsus marinus ATCC 50983, 1083 nucleotides. Its product is annotated as Nucleotide pyrophosphatase/phosphodiesterase, putative. NCBI's taxonomy places the organism in Eukaryota, Perkinsozoa, Perkinsida, Perkinsidae. The record is from RefSeq and is a predicted model, not a curated record. Gene Ontology annotation, molecular function: hydrolase activity. The coding region runs from base 1 to 1083 and encodes 360 amino acids. The transcript has a single exon.